UACUGCUAAUUGAUGGGCUGGGCUAUUCAUGCGUUUACUCGUGGUCUCCCGCUGGAAAGAGAGCAACCAAGAAAAAUCAGCAAAAACUAAGACUCAAAAAUAACCUCAAAAUGAAGGGGGUUCUGCUGGCAGCUCUAACACUGGCCACCAUCAUCACAGGGACACUGGGUUUUCUCAGUAAGCAUCCUCAAUCACAGACUGUUGCACAGGGCUCCACUGCAAACUUUACCUGUGAAUUAAAAAACUGUGUUACCUGUCUUGUGCAUUGGACUGCUAUUGACACAGAGACUGGUCUCCAUGUCAGUGGAGACCUCAUACGUGUUGUGGCUGAUGCCAACCGUAUCACCAGCACAAUCAGCAUUCUCGCAGUAAAUAACACAGUGGUCCAGUGUGUGGAGAACAACCGCCUUGCUAGGCAAAGGAGGGAAAGACUUCACUAUAGCACAUUGGCACUACUACUCGUGGAGAAAGAAGGUACGGAGGAGAAUAUUAUUUCUCAGCAUUAUGAUUCACUUUUUUCUCACCACAGGAUCUGGAGCAGA
This is a messenger RNA of Geodia barretti, 542 nucleotides long. NCBI's taxonomy places the organism in Eukaryota, Metazoa, Porifera, Demospongiae, Tetractinellida, Geodiidae. The record is from the annotation of a GenBank genome assembly.